CGGGGCGGGGCGUGUUGGAGCCGGGUCACGUGGUGAUUGAUAGCGAUGAUUCCUCUGAAUCCUUGCUGGUGGUCCGUCACGGUGUUGGGGCUGCUGGCAGUGAUCAGUGCGGAGCUGGUCAAUGAAGCGAAUACUCCCAUGGUGCACAUCUUCUACAAGGACCCAUGGCCCCAAGAGCAGAGCACAGUGCCCGCAUCCUCUGCCGAGCCGAGUGCAUGUGCCAAUGCGUGUGAGAAUGGAGGACAAUGCCAACUGCUCAAAGGAGAACCUCUCUGUGUGUGUGAGCCUGGCUUCAUGGGCGACGCGUGCCAAGACCUGCAGCUGCAGCUGAGCUGUGACUCUGACAGGAUGACCAUCGGGAUCCUGAAGAGCGUUCUCCAAGAGCUGGCCAUGAACCUGUCCGUCCUGCACUUAUCUAACCCGGAAUGUAAGCUGCUCAACACAUCUGGGUUGCACUUCUCCAUCACCUUGACCCAUGAGAACCACAGUCUGUGUGGCACCACCAUCCAGGUGAAUGGCAGCCAUCUUACCUUCUCCAAUGAGCUGAGCGCAAGAACAGUGGAGGAGAGGGCAGAGCUCCCCAGCACCCUGAUAACCAGGUCCUCUGGCUUCCAGAUUGUCUUCUCCUGCGUGUACCGCCAUGACCAGGUUGUGUCCCUGCCGUUUCCUUUGCUCACAGUUGCUGCGUUGGUGACUUUCACAGUGAGGGAAGGAAAGUUUAAUGUCUCGAUGAAUCUGUACCCCACGGCGGAGUACGCGAUACCGUACUAUAGCCCCCCAGUCAUCCCCCUCAAUCAGCGGAUGUAUGUCCAGCUGCAGAUCCAGGGGCCAGGCCCCGAGACCUUCUUCAUCCUGAAGCUGGAGGAAUGUUGGGCUACCCCGUGGGAGUCCCAUGAGGGGGCUGUCCGCCAUCUCCUCAUUACAGAUGGGGCGGCCAAUGACUCCACUGUGGACAUGACUGCUUCUGGAAACCGCUCCCUGAGUCGCUUCUCCCUGAAGAUGUUCCGCUUCAUCAGUUAUAGGAAGGUUUACCUGCACUGCCGCAUCUGGCUCUGCCCGUACAAUGAGACGCUCUGCCAGCAGCAGCCAUUGCCCGGACGGCAGAAGCGAGACCUGAGUGACCCGUACAGGAAGGUGGUGACCUGUGGCCCCAUCCAGCUGGCGGAAGGUGUCAGGAGCAGCGUGGAGGAUCCAGAGUCUGGGCUCGGUGCGCUAGUCCUCCCAGGAUCCUUUGCGGCAGGAGCCGUUCUCCUCCUCCUCGGUUCUGUUGCUUUUGCAAAAGCUUUUAAGAAAAUGACUGGAAAACAGAAAUACAACAAUCCCGCUCAUGUAACGUCAGGCCGCUAA
Molecule: messenger RNA, 1347 nt
Organism: Bufo gargarizans (Asiatic toad)
Lineage: Eukaryota; Metazoa; Chordata; Amphibia; Anura; Bufonidae
Product: uromodulin-like
Exons: 9
Coding region: 46-1347 (433 amino acids)
Biological process (GO): neutrophil migration
Cellular component (GO): cell surface; apical plasma membrane
Source: RefSeq, a predicted model, not a curated record